Molecule: messenger RNA, 3676 nt
Organism: Zophobas morio
Lineage: Eukaryota; Metazoa; Arthropoda; Insecta; Coleoptera; Tenebrionidae
Product: calcium permeable stress-gated cation channel 1-like
Exons: 2
Coding region: 147-2171 (674 amino acids)
Cellular component (GO): plasma membrane
Molecular function (GO): calcium-activated cation channel activity
Source: RefSeq, a predicted model, not a curated record
GUGUCGGGGUGAUAGUUUAUGGAACAUUUUAUCUGGGACAAAACUCCGCCCUUUUUUUUUAAAUCUAACAAAAUACAAUACUGCAAAAUAAUUUAAUUCUACAGUUGUGCUCAGAACCCUUCAGCUGUAACUGAUACGUGUAAACGAUGGCAGGCUAUAGCGCUGAAGAAUAUUCAGAGUUUUCUGAAUUUUUCUUAACUGAAAGUAAUACUUGUCUAGCAGUUAACAGGACAAGUGCUAUCAACGAAUACGUCAACAUGGAAUACCAAGUAGUACAAAAUUUAAUUAUAUUUAUCGGAUUGUUAUUGUUAUACUAUUUCUCGAGAAAGUUCAGCAGUUGUUGUAAAUCAGACCAAGAAGAAAUGACAUUUUGUUCCAUUUUAAACAUGGGGCACGAGAGUGUAGAAACUCGUUGUGGUCCAGAAGCAAAGCAAUACGUGACAUUCCUGUGGAAUUUGGUUAUAGCAUCAUUUGUAGUAAUGUUGAUAUCACUAAUAAUUAUUUUGCCGAUAAAUAUGCAGGGAAGUUUACAAGAACUAUCAAUUUUUAGCUACACCACUAUGAGCAACUUGGAACCACAGUCAACCUACUUGUGGGCACACAUUUCAAUAAGUUGGCUAUUCUUCUUACUGUCCAUUUCGACUCCACUCUUCAAAAUUGUAUACUUUGUUCCUUCUUCGUGUCGUACAAUAAUGAUCAGAAAUAUUACCAAAAAAGAAAGAAACAUAAGUUCAAUACAAGCCAUUUUGCAAAAACGAUAUCAACUUAAUAUCCCAACAAAGGACAUAAACUUGGCACACAAAAUAAAAAAACUGACGGAACUAGUAGAACAAAAAAAACUGAUGGGUGAAGCCAAGGGUUACUGUAAUGAAAUUUCACGAGACAUCAGACGACGACAUUUUUGGUUGUGGUCCAAAGAAGAAGCACUAGAAUAUUACACGAAACGAGAACAAGAUUUUUCGGAUAAAGUGGAACAGGAAAGAAACAAAACUAAAGAGGAUCCUCUUGGAAUUGCCUUUGUUACUUUAGACUCUGAAGAUACCGUGAAAAAGUUGACAACAUGUUGCGGUUCAUGCGACAAAUGGGAUGUUACAUUAGCCGAGCCAGCGUCUAACAUAAUCUGGGAAAAUUUGGAAACCUCUCUUAAAUGGAGGAUCUUUAUGAGAGUGGUAGUAUAUGUUUCUAUAUUCUUGUUAAUAUUUUUUUUCGACAUUUGUAUUCACAUUUUUGACUUUUUAAAAACAUAUUUCCCGGUGACUCACGUUAAUCCAAUAGUUCUUAAUUUAGUGGCCCUUUUUGUAUAUUCGAUCUACCGCGUUCUCACACCAUUGAUUAUUAGAAAAUCUGAGUUGUGGGCAUUAUAUUGGACUAAGUCCAAGAACAGAAAUUUGUUAGUACUAGCAAUAUUUUAUAUGGUUUUAAUAAGCAUAGAUUUCGUUUUACCAGCUUUAGGCUUAACAGAUAGGUUUGCUUUUACAGAAUUCUUAAAAUCAACCAAUCAUAGUUUAAACUGGAAUUGUGCUUAUGUAGUUGACAAAAGUUUUUUUUUCUUCAUGUUUGUCAUAGAAUUCGCUUUCACAUCAAUAGCUAUAGAAUUACUACACAUUUGGGAGUUCUUUUGUUAUAUUUUUACGUUUAUUUGUGUCAAAUCAGAGGCAGAAGAACCUAGCAUCCGUAAGAAUAUAUGCGGUGAGUUUCAGUAUGCCGCUCACGCUUGUAAUGCUGCUGUUGUUUUCAAUGUAUGCUUUAGUUAUUGUUUAAUGUGUCCUCUGAUCACUAUUGUUUGUUUCAUAUAUGUCUCGAUAAAGUACUGUGUUGAUAAAUACAAUAUCUGUAAUUUUCAUAAACGUGGUUGUACAUCACAGGUAUAUAGUUGUUCGGUACAUACAAAUUUUGUUAUGAUUUUCUUGGUGUGUUCGUUUUUAUUGCAACAAAUAUUCCUUGUUGGUUUUUUAUACAUAAGAACAGGUACAACUGUUAUGUUUUGGGUUUCCUUAAGCGGUGGUAUUAUCAUUUAUGUUGCAGCCGGAUUUGUUUUACAGUUUCGAAUGAAGUUUGAACGUUUAAAAAAUAACUACGAAUAUGUCGCACCAAUACUAAAUGAUAAAAAGGGAACAGACGGUCAAGAUAUUUGCGUUAUUCCUAUUGACCCCAAUUGUUCUGAUGCAUAACAGUAUUGACAUGUUUCAUAAUUUUAGUAGCAAUUUUAUAAUUCAUAUUUAAAUUAAGUUACUAUCAUUGUUAAAUUUUCGUUACAAAAGCCUUGUAAAUUGUUUAUAAAAAUAUAUACAUGCUGUUAAUUAAAUUAUUAUUUACUGUUUUUAUUUCACGAGUAUAAUCUAGUGAAGUAAUAGGGUUCAUCCGACGAACGACUAUUUUCAGGUUUUCUUGACAUUUCAUGGCCAUUAGAGUAUAAAAAAUAGUUCUCCCGUUUCCGUCUGUCUGUUAUUGUCUAUCUGUGCGUCAGUCUGUCUGCAUCAUAAAAAAAAUUGGUCCAAGGUCAUUUAGACCGACUUCCCCCUCCCCUGAAGUACAGUACAACAUAUCAUUUGAUUUGAUUUUGCGAAGUUUAUUUUUUAUGAUAACCGCUAGACCUUAAAUAAAAAGAUAAAUAUCUGUGUCGUCUUAAAGGGAAGGUAAUAACAGUACUGUAUUAAAGAACAACCUUACUACUAAUGGGAUUAAACAAUAAAAAUUAUAAUAACAAACAAAAUCAAGGUCGAUUCAUAAACCACAAGUACAGGAACACAUUAUUAUGUUAUAAAAUUUAGAUAGCGUUUACUAAGCCAAAUUUUGAGCUAACGUCAUCAAAUUGUUGAUAGAGAUGAUUAGAGUUUUACCAUAUACAAUUCUACUCCUAAAAUUUGACAACACAUAGGCUAGCUCUCUGCACCUGCAUAGUUUAGACCGGGAAUAGUCUGUUUGAAAUUUUUGGUUUUGUAUGGAUAAUAAAAACAAACGUGCUAAUUUCAGUACAUACUCAAUUAUUAACAAUAAUUAUUAGAUUACACUAGUUUACAAAUUUAAACUUUUUUUCAUAAUCAAAAAUAAAACAAUUAUUUUUUACUUCUAAAUUACUUGCUGAUAACAAAUGCAAAAACGGAUUAUCUUUAUCAGGUUUUUCAUAAAUCCAAAAUAAUGAACUUUGGUUUUACCUUCACGUUAGUGUUAAACUGAUUCAUGUUAAUGCACCAUUGUCGCAUAAAAAAUAUCUUCGAGAUCGUACAAAGUAAGUGCAAAUCUGUUUUGUUACGUUUGCGGUAAAAUUAUAACACUUACAGCGGGAAGACCUGUUGAAAUAUGCUUUAAAAAAAGGUACCAAGGUUUUUGGGACGAAAAUAUGUUAGGGGAUUACUGUUGGUCUAUUAUAAGGGAAAUUGACACUACUGUCAAUAAAAGAAACGCUAGUGUUAAUCAUUUUUAAUUUUUAGUCAUAAUGUUUAUAAUAUAUACUGGGUGUUGCUUUUAUUUAAUGCAAUCCCUGUAAUUUCUUUAUUCUUAAAGAUAAACCUGUAUACAAAUAAACAAAUAAAUUGAUCAAGUAGGCACUUUGAUCAAAUAGGCACUAUUGUUACCAAUAGUGCCUACUUGAUCAAUUUAUUUGUCUAUUUGUAAAUUUAUUUUUUUCCAGAAAUCACUGCACCACUUUGUUAUUUUGUCAUUUUACUUUUCUAGU